This is a messenger RNA of Nannospalax galili (Upper Galilee mountains blind mole rat), 1958 nucleotides long. RefSeq names its product kelch domain containing 3 (gene Klhdc3). The coding region runs from base 247 to 1395 and encodes 382 amino acids. The transcript has 11 exons. NCBI's taxonomy places the organism in Eukaryota, Metazoa, Chordata, Mammalia, Rodentia, Spalacidae. Gene Ontology annotation, cellular component: cytoplasm. The record is from RefSeq and is a predicted model, not a curated record. Gene Ontology annotation, molecular function: chromatin binding; protein binding.
GACUACAAGUCCCAGAAGGCGUCUGGCGCUGGACUACGACUGCACGUGCGCGUCCCUCUGCCCGCCGGAAGGACGGAGCCUGGCAGUGUUUAUCUCGUUGGGGACGGAGGAAUCGGUUGGCGCGCAACGGGUUCUAGGCUGCUGGCAGCGCGAGGACCCGCGGCCCCACCCCGGCCCGGCCUGGCAGGUAACAGAGGCGGCAGGCCGUGCCGGGGGGGCAUGUUCCUGUAACCUGUGAUCCAGGGGAUGUUACGGUGGACAGUACAUCUGGAGGGCGGGCCACGCAGGGUGAACCAUGCUGCUGUGGCUGUUGGACACCGAGUAUACUCCUUCGGGGGUUACUGCUCUGGUGAAGACUAUGAGACACUACGGCAGAUAGAUGUGCACAUUUUCAAUGCAGUGUCCUUGCGUUGGACAAAGCUGCCCCCAGUGAGGCCCACGGUCCGUGGGCAGGCUCCUAUUGUACCCUACAUGCGGUAUGGACACUCUACCGUCCUCAUCGAUGACACAGUCUUCCUUUGGGGUGGGCGCAACGACACUGAAGGGGCCUGCAAUGUACUCUACGCCUUUGAUGUCAAUACUCACAAGUGGUCUACACCCCGAGUGUCAGGAACAGUUCCUGGGGCCCGGGAUGGCCAUUCAGCUUGUGUCCUGGGCAAAAUCAUGUACAUAUUUGGGGGCUACGAGCAGCUGGCAGACUGCUUUUCCAACGACAUUCACAAGCUGGAUACCAGCAGCAUGACAUGGACCCUUGUUUGCACUAAGGGCAACCCUGCACGCUGGAGGGACUUCCACUCAGCCACGAUACUGGACAAUCGCAUGUAUGUCUUUGGAGGCCGUGCUGACCGCUUUGGGCCGUUUCAUUCCAACAAUGAGAUUUACUGCAACCGCAUUCGAGUCUUUGACACCAGAACUGAGGCCUGGCUUGAUUGCCCACCCACUCCCGUGCUGCCUGAGGGGCGCAGGAGCCACUCUGCCUUUGGCUACAAUGGGGAGCUGUACAUCUUUGGUGGCUAUAACGCAAGGCUGAACCGGCACUUUCAUGACCUCUGGAAGUUUAACCCUGCAUCCUUUACCUGGAAAAAGAUUGAACCAAAGGGGAAAGGGCCAUGUCCUCGCCGGCGCCAGUGUUGCUGUAUUGUCGGUGACAAGAUUGUCCUCUUUGGGGGUACCAGCCCAUCUCCUGAGGAAGGCCUGGGAGAUGAGUUUGACCUCAUAGAUCAUUCUGACUUACACAUUUUGGACUUUAGCCCGAGUCUGAAGACUCUAUGCAAACUGGCUGUGAUUCAGCAUAACUUGGACCAGUCCUGUUUGCCCCAUGACAUCAGGUGGGAGCUCAAUGCCAUGACCACCAACAGCAAUAUCAGCCGCCCCAUCGUCUCCUCCCAUGGAUAGGAGGAAGUUUUCUGCCACCUCCCCUCCUGAGCCUGCUCUUAUCUUCACUGCCCCUGUCCAUCUCUCACCUGCCUGCCCCUUUGGACCCUGGACUCAGUAUACCUCCAUGUGGAGUUGUUCGACUAGAGGUGUUUUCUGUGCUGUGAAUUCAGUGGGGAGUUGCAGGGGGGGAGGGCCAUGUCCCUCCUCCCUUGGGCCGAGGGCCCCUUCCCCUUGGUGCUCUGUUCCCAUCGACCUUCCUCUGACUGCUCCUGAGCCUCUGCUCGGCCCCAGCCAGUCAGGUUGCCAAGCUCUGCUGGAAAGGAACGCAGUGGGGAGAAGGAGAUGCAGGCAGUGUCUGAGCCUCAGGAGCUUCCCUCUCCCCAUGCCUACCCCCUCCCCUGCUUGAGCCUUGAGCACCCACUGGGAUCAGAGAGAAGACACUGCUGUUGGCUUCAAACAGCCUUCUCUCCCCAUCCUGGGGAGGCAGGGACCAGCAGAUGGUUUCACUCUUCCUUGAGCUGUUGCUGUACCCUGAAACUCAGCCAGUUCAGAUUUUAUAAAAAGUAAAACCUGGAAACCUG